Molecule: messenger RNA, 1657 nt
Organism: Paramacrobiotus metropolitanus
Lineage: Eukaryota; Metazoa; Tardigrada; Eutardigrada; Parachela; Macrobiotidae
Exons: 5
Coding region: 491-1657 (388 amino acids)
Molecular function (GO): protein binding
Source: RefSeq, a predicted model, not a curated record
GUCUGAUCAGCGAGCAGUUAUGUCUAAUUUAUUUUUGGAACCCUUAAUUUUAAUUAUAAAUCAUUAAAUUUUGAAACUAAUCGUGCAGUACUUGCAAAAUGCAACUGUUCCCUCCGUCGACGACCACAUUUCUAGCCUUUAUCUUGUGAGUUACCCUAAUAUACCUAAUUAGUUCCAUAACUACGUAUCGCUCCACUACCAGUACGUUGGAAAUUGCUUCUGAGUAUCUCGAUCUAAACGUUUCGACGACCUACAAGUGCUCCACUGCAGAUCUUGACCGAAUUAGUUUGUUAAUUUUUCCUACUGCAUCCUGCAAUCACUGAAAUCCGCAUUUCUUUGGCAGUUUGUACGGUUCCUUGCUCGUAAAGAUUUCAGUGUCACCUUUCUGCAUCAAUCGUUGACCGGCGUACGAGCAAGAGCUAUACGAGUAUCGUUCGACUACCCUAGCUAGCUUUCAAAUCUUGUUGCGGUCGGGAGUAUUUCUGUCACAAUGACUGCAAGAAGCGCGGGACCGUCGUUUCGACGCCUGUUGGCGGGCCCCAAGGGAAUCAACUACCUGAACACCGUGGUGGUGUGGAUCGAGAACUGGACAUAUUGGUUGGGAUACAUCCAGGACAUUUGGGAAGAAUACGUCUACGUUGAUUUCGACUGCUCCACAGUCGGUGCCUGCUGGAUUCACUCUUCGUGCGUGUGGCCGCUGCAGUACUGGCAAGACAGCCCAGGCUACUCUUUUCGUAAUUAUCGAUCGACACCGAUAUUUGUCGCGCUGCGCGAUGAGCCCGGCGGACCUUUGCGUUUCCGCUCAGCUGUGGCUGUAUGGGAUUCGGAUAGGGAAUGCGGCAAGACAUACAUCCGUGCGGAAAUAGUGGAAGAAGGCAGCGAAUCUCCGGUUGCGGGCGGCGUGGAAGUAGUGGACCACUGGCAAGCGAUCAGCCGGCUGCCCUUUGACGAGCCUUCGCUGCUGGGCCGAACUGAAGGACUGCUGUACAUUAAGCACGUGAUUCCCUUGACCAGAGCGCAGUUGGCCGUCAACACAGCUGCCGACGCAGCACGCCUAAUUCAAGAGCUUCUUGACGCGUACAGAACACAGGCAUCGGUGCAUCUGUUGAAUGCGGACUUACGUAAGCUUUGUCGCUUUCAUCUACGCAUCGGCGAGGAUGGAUGCACGGUGAUGAUUAUCGCCAACCGGACCGACAGCGACGCCACGGAGCGGACGCAGCAAAUGUUGUUGCGCAUCUUGGAGAACCAUGCGUCUGCCACAGGACAUCCGCCGGCAAUGGCUCACAUUAGCGAUAGCACGGGAAUGCCGUGCGCCGUACAGUUAGGUAUGGAGUCCGACACCGUCGACCAAACAGCCGCCCUCUCUCACCUUCCGCCGGAAAUCUCCCUGGCCAUUCUGACUGGUCUGGACGUGCACAGUCAAGCGAACGCUAAACGGGUGUGCGGCCUGUGGCAACGGAUACUGAGCGAUCCCUGCUCGGGGGAGCAUCUCACAGUUCUGGUGGAAAACGUAGAAGCGACCGAAAGCGAUGAUCACCGGUGCUAUCAUACAGCCUGGAUGCUCAUCCGAACGAUAACAGCCGCCACGAGGAGCGUGGCCAUCGUAGCUCGCCAAGAUAACCCGCACAGUAAAGGCAUCGACAACCUUGGAAUAUAA